This is a messenger RNA of Rotaria socialis, 2013 nucleotides long. The record is from the annotation of a GenBank genome assembly. Lineage: Eukaryota; Metazoa; Rotifera; Eurotatoria; Philodinida; Philodinidae.
AUGGCUGAUUCAAAUAUAAAUAAGAAAGGUAACGAUAUUUGGUCACUAGUUACUUUAGAUGAUUUGGUUGCUGCUAUCGCUUCUCUUGGAGAUCGUACGGAUCAACUCAAAGGUGAAACAUGGCGAUUCAAUGCGAAAACUAGAUCCCAAAGUUCACUUUGGGGUGAAGUUAUUCAUAAAUUAAAAUUGAAUUAUAACGAAAAAAUGCGCCAAUCUUUGUACAAAAUUUGGCAUUUAGAGCGUCACGAUAUUCAGGAUCUUGUUAAAAAAAAGAAAAAAGUAAUUGACAACAAUGAAGUGAACGAAGACGACGGUGAUAUCAAUGGAAUAGAAGACAUUUCCGUUGCAGAGAGAAAUAAUUCAAAGAUGCAUCCUAAUACAUCUCUACCGCUAGCAAAGCGACCAAUUACACGUGCCAAUCCAGACGAAAAUGGUGCUCAAAAAUCGGUCAUUACGGAAAUAUCAUUCGCUUUCAAUGCCGUUGAAUGGAAAAAUACGUUUAGUCAUACGAGCCAAGAAAUGAAAGAUGGCUGGGCUAAGAUUUUUAAUGACAAGUUGAUGUCAUCUGGAAUCGAAUGUACGUUGAAAUUCAAAACACCAUACAUCAUGGAAGGAAAAAGAAAACAACGGUGUAAAUUUUUUGGUUGCUAUGCUAUAUGCACCAGAGUAAAAUGCACGAGAAAAUAUCAAAUAAUUCUUCGUCAUCAACCAGAUGAGAACUCAUCAGUACUUUUUCUUGUCCGAGUUUUCGGUGAAGAAAAUCAUAAUCCUGCCAUCGAAACAGCUUCACGUAAUCUGACAGGGAAACAUCGAUUUGAUGUCGGAAAGCGAGCAAACGAAAUCGGCCCACUUCGAGUUUUCCGCGAGCUUAUCAAUGAAGCUGAUGAAAAUUUGCUCGCAGCAGGCAAUUACACACAAUGUCCAACGAUCGAAGUAUUGAAGAAAGCGGCAUCUGAUUAUCGUGAAAAGAUGCACAUUGAUGAAAACAUUUUCCAGGAAUGUCGAAUGAUUCGUCGAGCUUACUUGAAAGAUGAUACAUCAUCCACUUAUACUAAAGGAUACAUUCAUGAGAUGGGUGAAGUGCCAUUUCGUACACACUUAUAUUCAGAAACACAGAUCGAACGAUACAUCAAUUAUGUUAAAAAUGAGAAAUAUUCAUAUGUUCAUAUAGACGCAACUGGUGCUGUCUUAAAACAAAUGUGUGAACAGAAACAGCCGUUGCUUUAUGCCAUGAUAUUCAAAGAUGGUACUGACGCAAAUGAUACUGUUCCACUCGCACAUUCUGUUUUAACAGAUCAUACAGUUCCUAGUCUUGGCUAUUUUUUUGGAAAAGUAGCUUACAAUAUUACUGAAGUCGCAGGAAAAUUAGUCCUUCCUUCUUUUUUUAUUAUUGAUUUUUCAGCCGCUACUAUGAAUGCCGUCCUUCAAGCAUUCAAUAUCGAAAGCAUUAACGCACAUCUUAAUCGAUGCUGGAAUGUCGUGCAAGGAAAAUACAGCAGUCAAGAACUUCGAUCAUUGUCAUUCAUUCAUUUAUGUUGCUGCCACGUAAUACAUGCUAUGGCAAGAAGCUUAACCACUGCACGUACUGAUAAAAAAAUACGACGAGCUCUAUUACAUAUAUUAGCGUUCAUGUUAUGCAGCAAUGAUAUUGAACAAUUAUAUGAUACACUUGGACAGAUGAUCAAUAUCUUUGGCGAUCCCAAUGAGAAGAAUGCAAGAGAAAAACUUGAACAAAUGGUAUCACUUGACUUGAAUGUAGACGAAGAAAGCGCGUCAAUGUUAAAGAAUGGUAAGAAAAUUUUUAAACAGGCGAGAAGAAAAAAAGAUGAAUUGGGAUUGAUGGACGAAUAUUUACGUUCCAAUGCUCCUAUCAUUCAUCAAUCACCGUUUAAUAAGGAAGCCAUUCGGCGUUAUCCGAAUCUGACUAACCUUAUUAAUAAUAAAUGCAAAACUCAUAAGAUUGAUAACCCGCUAUUUUCGCCAUCGAUAAUUCGUAUUUUGUAUAGAUGGUGA